Asterias rubens (European starfish) is the source of this 2521-nucleotide messenger RNA. Its product is annotated as keratin-associated protein 5-4-like. The record is from RefSeq and is a predicted model, not a curated record. Lineage: Eukaryota; Metazoa; Echinodermata; Asteroidea; Forcipulatida; Asteriidae. The coding region runs from base 242 to 841 and encodes 199 amino acids. The transcript has 7 exons.
GCCCUCUUGUGCUGAAAAUUGGGUACGGUGUCAAAUUCAUGAUGGCCGACUAGCAACGAGAGAAGCUCUUUUGAAUAUUUCCUGCGCGGCUAGUUUAAUCGCUUUGACAGUGUGAACUGUUGCCAAACAUCUCGUCAUAGCGAACAUUUAACCCCAAUAAUGAUGAUCUAUCGGUACGAUGGUCUUUGGUGCUCAAGUAAACACAACCUAAUGUAGCAUCUGUUGAGUAGGGUCUUGCCUCAUGGAAACCGCUACGACACCAGCCCCCAAUGAGCUGCUCCUGCCCGUCCCAGUCAUCGUUGUUUUAGCCGUCGGAGGAUACCUACUUCUAAUUGUUAUUCUUCUUGUGGUUCGCCAAUGUCUUGUGGCACGGGGCAUCUGCAUGGCCUGCUCACCCUGCGGAAAAGAAGACGGUAGUCUACAGUGUUGUGAUUGUUGGAUCUCUUGUGCCGAGGGGUGCAACUGCUGUGCCUACCCUAACACCAAGUCAUGUCUUGACUCUCUGUGUGGACCUCCUGAUGAUAGGUGCAGCAUUGCUAAAUGUUUAUCCUGCCAGACGUGUCAAAAUGAAACCUGCUGUGGAGACGACAGCUCAGGUUUCGAGUUAUGUGGGGGCGGGGAUACCUGCUCAAGCACUGGGUGUGAAUCCUGUUGCAGUUGUGGUGGCCCAUCGUGUUGUGAUGGGAGCCUAACUGACUCAUGUUGUGGGGAUGGGGGUCUUUGCUCCUGUCUGAGCUGUGAAGUGAGUAUUUUUGUUAAAUCAUCCUUUUUUGAUUUUAUUGAAGACCUUUGGGUAUCUUCAUCUGUAGAAGUACCUUUAGUCCAACAGAUGUACAUUUAAAAUUGGUCUUUUAGUGUUAGCAAGGCUUGAAUUUUUGGAAACGGUUUCGAACAGUAUACUCUGCUCAUCUUCAGACCAAACCGGCUCUUUUCAGAGUCAACACUCCCUCAAAAAGUGAUUUCGUACUUUGUUGUAACCACAAGUUUAUAUAGUUUAUUAUGAUUCACACCAUGCAAAGCUUUAAACAUUACUUAGUCUUGGGCAAGUUGAAUAUCAAUUUUGCAGUGAAGGUCUCCUGAAAAGGUUAAAUGUGCUCAUUCUUCCCAAUUGUUUUAUUCUGUCAGUGCAUAUAUCCUAUUUUAAUUUAGGAUUUGGUUGUCAACGACAGUAGAAAUGUUGACUCUGUUUUUAGACCAUGAUGUCAAGAUCUCAACCCAGGUCUUUCCCAUAUAUAUUUUUGUCAAAUCCUGCUUAUUGCAUGUGUUCAGGAAAACUAGUUCUCAUAAAGUUGCUUUGCUUCAGUUGUAUCAAAGUUUUAUUGCAAUUACAUCUUAUGAUCAUCCAUUAUGCAAAUCACUCUCCAUGGCAGUGUAAGACCCUUUUGGAAACCCUGGCUUAAGCCCGGUUCAUGCUCCCUGCGAAUGCGAUUGCGAAACGAAACAUUUGCUGCAAAAAACAGGGCUGUAAAGUCAAAACUCAUAUCGCAUUUAAAUUCCCAGACAGUAUUUAGUUUUGGACUUGAGCCAUGGUUUUGAAAAGGACCUGAGAUAAAAUGUACAAUCUUUGAAAAUUCGUUUAAUAGUGAAAUCUUUCAUUAUUCAUUAGUCAUUGAAGUCAAAAUUCAUAUUGCAUUCGAAUUCGCAGACAGUAUUUUGUUGUGGGACUUGAGCCAUGGUUUUGAAAAGGACCCGAGAUAAAAUGUACAAUCUUUGAAAAUUCAUAGUGAAAUCUUUCAUUAUUCAUUAGUCAUUAUGUUUCACCCAUGUUAAUAUGCUAUACAGUGUAAACCAUAGCGUUAUAUAAUCGUAUGAUCUGACUACAUGUACACUAAUUGAUGACAGUGACUAGUCCGCAAAAGCAAACAAAUGUCACGAGCAGCCUCUGUCUGCCGCACUCACCAUUUUGGGAGUCAAAUUGCAUGUGAACUAGACUGUAUAACACACCCGAAAAUUGACUCCCAAAAUGGUGCGACCAAGAUAGUGUGAUGAUGACAUGUGUUGAAUCGGGUCAACAGACGGCUGGGAAAUAUAGAAGUAACUAAAAAAGAAUCAUUGGCAUUCGACCUCUUUGGACUUUUCCAUAGAUUAUAUCUGCAGUUGUUGCCUGGUUUUCUUUUAGAUAUAGGUAAUUUUCCAUACAGGGCUAUAUUUUAUUGCAGGGGCUGGUCAUAAAUGACAGUCCAGUUAUUCUUUGCUAUUAACUCCACACAAAUGUUCUCACUAAUCAUAAGGUUUAUACAUGUAAUUGUUUCUGCGGAGACUUUCAAAACAGAACUAAAGAUGACUGCUCUUUACACAAGCGUACUUUGUCUGUUCUUAGCAAUGAGUUUUCACAAUGUUUAAUCAUUGUACAUCUAUUUCAUUUUGCCGAAGCACAAUGAGUAAUGUAUUUUAGAAUGUGCGCUUUAUAAAUAAAUAAAAGUAAAAAUGGUAGUUUCUUAUACAGCGUGCAUAUCUGUCACUCAGUGACACUCGAGUGCUUCAACAUACAGCAUUUCCUGCAAGGUAUGUGGGACUACGU